UCACAGCUCUAAGCCACGCCUCAUUACCAUUUUUUUUUUCUCUCUUAUAGGGUACACUGUACCUUACUUUGUAAUCAAAUUCCCUUAAACCUAGCUACUUAAACAUGCCACAGGAACCUCUGACCUCUCACUAUCUUCUUUGUGGUCCAUCCCAUUGCCAAAAACACAGACAAGUUUUACUUAUAGGCCAGACUGUGUGAAAGAAACAGAUACAUCAAUAUUAUGGAUUGGAAUGGAAACACAAGAAGCUUUGUUCCUCAACAUGCAGAUUCUUCCUUGAGCUUUCUCUACAACUACAACUACAGCCAAACCUCAUAUCAAGGAAUGGAAGUGAAACAGCGAGAGUGGACAGAAACAUUUCCAGAAAUGGACAGAAUGAUGAUGAAAUAUGGGAACCAGGAAAAGAAAAAGAGAUUAACUAGUGAACAGAUGGAAAUGCUUGAGAGUAGUUUUCAGAUGGAGAUAAAACUAGACCCUCACAGGAAGAUGAAGCUUUCCAAAGAAUUAGGGCUUCAGCCUCGGCAAAUUGCUAUAUGGUUUCAAAAUAGGCGCGCGAGGUGGAAGACAAAGCAACUUGAACACUUGUAUGAUUCACUUAAACACCAGUUUGAAGUUGUUUCCAAGGAAAAACAGCAGCUUCAGGAUGAGGUUAUGAAGUUGAAGGGGAUGUUGAAAGAGCAAGGAUGUUGUACUGGUAGAGUGCAAGGCUAUUAUACAGAAGUGUCAGUGGAAGAAACAGAAACAGUGGAAAGCACAUCAGAGGGGAAGGGAAAGAUUCAUCAUGAGUUCAACAUUGGAGAGGGAAACUGUUGUUACAAUUUAGAGGAUUAUAACAUUCAUAACAGUACUGUUGUGCCACUAUUGCCUUACUGGCCUUCUGUUCCUUAUAACUAUCAUUCCUGAUUAUGUUACUAAUUAUGCUGUUUGAAUAAAUGAUGUGUGUGAGUUUCUGAGCUUUAACUAUUUGAUUUGUUU
Messenger RNA from Vicia villosa (hairy vetch), 975 nucleotides. Its product is annotated as putative homeobox-leucine zipper protein ATHB-51. Gene Ontology annotation, molecular function: sequence-specific DNA binding; DNA-binding transcription factor activity, RNA polymerase II-specific. Gene Ontology annotation, biological process: positive regulation of DNA-templated transcription. Gene Ontology annotation, cellular component: nucleus. The transcript is spliced from 3 exons. Lineage: Eukaryota; Viridiplantae; Streptophyta; Magnoliopsida; Fabales; Fabaceae. Bases 223 to 903 code for a protein of 226 amino acids. The record is from RefSeq and is a predicted model, not a curated record.